This is a messenger RNA of Sceloporus undulatus (fence lizard), 605 nucleotides long. Its product is annotated as hemoglobin subunit alpha-D-like. Gene Ontology annotation, cellular component: hemoglobin complex; blood microparticle; haptoglobin-hemoglobin complex. Gene Ontology annotation, molecular function: oxygen binding; organic acid binding; peroxidase activity. The transcript is spliced from 3 exons. NCBI's taxonomy places the organism in Eukaryota, Metazoa, Chordata, Lepidosauria, Squamata, Phrynosomatidae. The record is from RefSeq and is a predicted model, not a curated record. Bases 60 to 488 code for a protein of 142 amino acids. Gene Ontology annotation, biological process: hydrogen peroxide catabolic process; oxygen transport.
CCUCUAUAUAAAGGCUGGUGCCCUGCGGAGCCCCAAUAGUCCAAGAAAGAGCUGCCAGGAUGGUGCUGACGGCGGACGAGCGGAAGGUGCUGACCUCCACCUGGGCCAAAGUCUCAGGGCACCUGGACGAGAUGGGCGGGGAUGCCCUGUGCAGGAUGCUCACGACCUUUCCGCAGACCAAGACCUACUUCCCGCACUACGACAUGAGCCCGGGCUCCAAAGACCUCCAGCACCACGGGCAGAAGGUGGCCAAGGCCCUGGACAACGCCCUCCACCACCUGGACAACGUCCGGGGCACCAUGUCCGACCUGGCCGACCUCCACGCCUACAACCUCCGCGUCGACCCCGUCAACUUCAAGCUGCUGGCCAAGUGCUUCCACGUGGUCCUGGCCACCUACCUGCGCGCCGACUACACCUGCUACGUCUACCUCUGCCUUGACAAGUUCUUCUACCUCCUGGCCGAGGUCCUCACCGAGAAGUACAGAUGAGCGCCCAUGCCUCCCUGCCGCUGCUGCCUCCGGCGAGGCUUCUGCCUCGGAGACCCUCCUCCGCCCCCUUCCUUCGCCCCUUCCUCAGAAUAAAAGGCCUCUGCCGCCACCUGCCUA